Chroicocephalus ridibundus (black-headed gull) is the source of this 6072-nucleotide messenger RNA. RefSeq names its product potassium two pore domain channel subfamily K member 5 (gene KCNK5). Gene Ontology annotation, molecular function: potassium ion leak channel activity; outward rectifier potassium channel activity. The coding region runs from base 259 to 1713 and encodes 484 amino acids. The record is from RefSeq and is a predicted model, not a curated record. Gene Ontology annotation, biological process: stabilization of membrane potential; potassium ion transmembrane transport. The transcript has 5 exons. NCBI's taxonomy places the organism in Eukaryota, Metazoa, Chordata, Aves, Charadriiformes, Laridae. Gene Ontology annotation, cellular component: plasma membrane.
CGGGGGAAGGAGGCAGCCGAGGGGAGCGGAGCGGAGGAGGGAGGAAAGGAGGAGGAGGAGAAGGGAGUGGGAGGGGAGUGUGGAAGACUCUAAGGGAAGGCGGCGGAGGCCAGGCGAGGAGUCACGGCGGACGGCGGUGAAGGCAGAGGUGUCGGGGAAGGACAAGGGCGGCUUCGGGCACCCACAGCCACAGCGCGGGGCAGCCGCCCCGGCCCGCCCGCCGCGCUCCGCCCUCCCUCCUUCCCUCCCUCCGGCACCAUGGUGGACAGGGGCCCCUUGCUGACCUCGGCCAUCAUCUUCUACCUGUCCAUCGGGGCGGCGAUCUUCGAGGUGCUGGAGGAGCCUCACUGGCGCUCGGCUACCGACGACUACAAGCGGCAGAAGACGGAGCUACUCAAGCAGUUCCCUUGCCUGGGCCAAGAGGGGCUGGACAAGAUCCUGCAGGUUGUGUCGAAUGCUGCUGGACAGGGUGUUGCCAUCACUGGGAACAAUACUUUCAACAACUGGAACUGGCCUAACGCUGUGAUCUUUGCUGCUACUGUGAUCACCACAAUCGGUUACGGAAAUGUUUCUCCAAAGACACCCUCUGGGCGUCUCUUCUGCAUAUUUUAUGGGCUCUUUGGAGUUCCUCUCUGCUUGACAUGGAUCAGCGCUCUGGGGAAGUUCUUUGGAGGACGUGCCAAGAGGCUGGGCCAGUUUCUGACGAAAAGAGGAGUAAGCCUGAGGAAAGCACAAAUUACAUGCACAGCUAUUUUCAUUGUUUGGGGUGUCUUGGUCCACUUGGUUAUUCCUCCCUUUGUCUUUAUGGUGACUGAAGGAUGGGAUUACAUUGAAGGCCUCUAUUUCUCAUUCAUCACUAUCACCACCAUAGGAUUUGGAGAUUUUGUUGCUGGUGUAAAUCCAGAUGCAAACUAUCAUGCCCUUUACAGAUAUUUUGUGGAGCUAUGGAUCUAUCUGGGACUAGCUUGGCUUUCACUCUUUGUUAACUGGAAGGUCAGUAUGUUUGUCGAAGUCCACAAAGCAAUCAAGAAACGGAGGAAAAAAAGAAAAGAGUCGUUUGACAACCAUCCUCGGUCUAAAAAACCCCUUCAAAUGGGUACCUCAAAGGAUGUCAACAUUUUCAGCUUCCUUUCAAAGAAAGAAGAGACCUACAAUGAUCUUAUUAAGCAAAUUGGGAAGAAGGCCCUGAAGACAAACAACGACAAAAUGAUUAAAGUAGAAAAUGCCAAACAAAAUAUGCAGAAUGCCAGUAUGGAUGCCCAGGUGACUUACACAAAGACAGAGUCAUUUGAGUAUGAAGAGGCUUCUCUGGACGUUCAAAAUGGUCAUGUACUGAGACCCCUGCAUGAUAAACGUAUUGGAGACAGCCCUCUAGAAGGAACCAUGUUCGUAAACCAGCUAGACAGGAUUAGUGAAGAAGAAGGCGAAGUGUGGGAUUCCAGAGACUAUCGACCCUUAAUAUUUGAGAAUGCCAAUAUAACAUUUGUAAAUGAAGAAGAAGAUGAAGAAGAAGAUAUCUCAGAUGAUGAGGAAACGUCAAAAUCCUCCAUGGAUGAUAAUCUUGCAGAGGAAUCUGAAACUGCAAAAAAACUGGUAAAAUUCCCAUCCUCUGAUGAAUCUACCUUUACCAACAACGAGCUAGAACUUUCUGUGCCUUAUGAACAACUGAUGAAUGAAUAUAAUACAGUAAGCAAUGUGAAGGCUGCAACGUGAAACAUGUUUGACAAUGGUUUUCUGAAAGUGGUCAGUGCAUAUUGAACAAACUAACAGAGCAAGGAGAAAAGCAUGUUUUUGCAGUUUCUCCUGUCUCUUUGAAAACAAAAGCAAGUCCCAAACUAAUAAACUCCAGUGUCUUUUUCCCAUCCUAAGUUGGUUUCUGAGCCCAUCAGCUUUGCUUCUCCGAAAAACUUGUGAAAUAACAGUUGAAUUUGGAGUCCUGCUCCUCCUUGGGAUUUUAUGGUUCUUGAACAAAGUAGAAAAGAAAAGACUAGUUAAUACACUGGACCUGCUCUACGUUUAUGCAUUUCAUUGAGGAAUUAGUUUGGGAGUGUAACUAUACUGUUGCAAAGAGACUGUUUUGGGCAUCAAAUGUGUUCGGUUACUCCAUUAACCUUUCACCUCUGAAAACCUGGAUUUGAAUCCUGCUUUGAUCACAAAUGAAAGCAAGGGGUUUGCUUUUUUUUUUUGUUGCCCAUUGCUAAGUUGUUACCACAAAAAAAAAAUAUGGUGCAACCGCUAGUUGUACUUAAUUAGAAACUUUAGAUGGAAUACCAGGACACACAGGUCUGAGCUGAGGUGUGCUGGCAGACCAAGGAGGAGGCUUCUGAAACAUCUGUCUAGAAUAUGUCAGUGCUUGUCAAAUUGUAGCGAAUUGUAAUUUCAUAAAUAAAAUAUUAAAAUUAAAAAUUCCGAAGGAAUGGAUUAAGAAGGAGCCCUCUAACAAGGAAGAAUCAUCUGGGAUGACGCUCACCGAUUGGGCUGCUAAACAGCACAUCAGCCCCAGAACUGUUAUAAGAGUUAAGUGACUGGAAGACCUGUUGAUCAAAGCAUGUUUGAGCACAAGCAGGAUGCAAUGAACUUUUUUAAUGUUGAAAGUGUCCUUCCACUGUCCAGUUCCUAGCGGAAAUACUUGAAUGAACCUUAUACAGUAUCUAAUGUACAGGUGAAGUUUUAUUGACACUGUUCUUCUGAGGGGGGGGAAAAAAAUCACCCUGGGAGGCACAGAUAUUCUCCAAAUGCCCUAAUGCCUGUCAGAAGGGACCCGUAGCACUGCUGCUGAUCUGCGCAGUGUGUUAGUCAGUAUUGUUUGAUGUUCCUCCCUGCCUUGGUACUUCAGAAUAGACUUGAAUGAGAGAUGAUUUUUUUUCAAACAGUUGAUUACACUUUGCUUAUUUGUUUUGUUUUAAAGUUUGACCUAUGUGUAUAUAUACAAUGGUUAUUCUACCCCAUUUUCAAGAAGGCUGGGCUGGGCAAUGUCAAAUCUUGGGCAAACUGAGAUGAGAUCAGGUGACUUAAGGCCAUAAGGCACUUUCAAAAAGGAACUUUGUCUCUAAGCUCAUGAAAGUAUUAACUUUUGGCUUGGAGAUGAGCUUCUCGUUGAGAAGGAAGUAUGUCUCUUCAUAACAUUUAUGCCCGAAUUGUUUUGGCUACAAAGAAAACUAUACCGUGGUUUUAUUUUUCUUUCUUUUUCGAUAUCUAUGGGUUAACCCUGACAACUCUUUCAAAUGAGGCUCUUGAUUAUGUGUUGGCAAAAGGUACUGACUACAGUUGUAUCCAACAUACUUGGAACAGAAAAUAGCCAAGACCUUUGAACCUUAACAUAUCAAGUUCUGUUGUUCUGGUUAGUUUUACAGUAUUUAAGUCAUUCCAGUAUGUCUGAAAGUUUCCAAAGUUCAGUGAACAGUUAAAAAUUGUCUCAUGCUUGUUUUCGAUGUAAUGCUGGCAGACUCACUAGCUCUGUAAGAAGAGCUUAUGGAAUCUUGCAACGCUAAUCUUGAAUUACUAGCUAUUUCUAAUAACUGCAAAUAUUGGCUGUAGCUUCAGUUGCUGGCCUCUUCCGCAGAAGGAGGAGGACAUAUGGGAAACUGGCACUCUGGUUGGAGAGCCUGUUGAUGGGAAGUUUUGAAGUCACCUACUGUGAAACAAGGGACUGUCUUUACUAGUCUUUUUUUCAGAAUUUUCGACAUAUAUGACACUUUUUCAAUUGGACUUGGUAGUUAAUCUGUGUUUUAUGAUUAUAUCGCGGAAGAGAGAUUCUAAUUUGAAAUAAAAUUUUAUUCUAUUACUGCUAUUUGGAGCAGGGGUGGCUGGGUGAGUUUGGCUUAUAUCUGACAGGAAACGAGGGAGAGGUCCUAUCACGAAGAUUCUGAUUUACUUCUAACAGAUACCCCCAUUGUUUAAAAAUGACUCCAAGCCCUUCAAGCAUUUCUAUAUAUCUGAAGCAUUGUGGUUGACAACUAUAUCUUGUAACUGUAAGAAAUGGUAGGUAAGACUACAUGCACGAUACACAGGAUGCUUGUGUAGCAAGUGUAGCCUUCUCCUUUUUUUUUUUUUUAAAUUAAAAAAGUGCACAUUAACUUAAAGAAAAAUGAGAAAGCACUCCAUAUAGCUUUUGUUGUCCUCCAACUUGUCUUCCAUUAUAGAUGCAAAGAUCAAGGUUUUAGUGACAGUUAGAAAGCUACAGGACAGUGAGGAGAGAAAAGGCUUGCUGAAAGUGCAUGAAAUGGAAAAGUGUAGUCCAAUCAUCAUUUAAAAAACAAGAAAAAAUAUCUCUCUAAUACAGAAAUAAUACAACCCAGACGCUUGGCUGGGCUGCUUUGAUUGGGAAGAGGAUGUUGCACACUGGAACCCAGACUCUCCGUUCUCCGUAGCAAAGUGCACUUGUACGCCAGAGCUGAGAAUGGAUGGGAUCUGUUUCAUAUUAUCAAGUUAGAUGUGGCUUUCUGGCCUUUCCCAGUGUAGUCAGCAUAGACCAUAAGUCUGCCUAAUAAGUAUCAUGGGAUUUCAAGUAAUAGUUUAAAUUUAUUAAAACAAAGUACAAUAUUCCUGCUUUUUGGGGAAACAUGAUCGCACCUCACAAAACUGUUCUCAAGACAUCCCACCAUGUGCCUUAAUGUAAUCCUAACACUGGGAAAAAAUUCCUCUUUACACAGGGGCCAACACAAUUGGUCUCGUUAAGCCCUACUUGUUUUCAGUGUUUUGGAGAGGUUUCAUACUGUCUCUCUCCAAAAAGUUGAACCAUUUCCCAGGGUUUUUAAAAAUAUGGUGCCAUCUCAGAACUGCCGAAGUGCUGAGCAAGACAGCUUUUUGCCUGCCUGUCUUCCACAUCUUGAGUAAAGCAGCUGCCUGGGGGACCUACAGUCUUUCUGCCUUCAAAUUUACAUGUAGUGAAUAAGAGGGGUGUCCAGGCUGGAGCUGUUCAGCCCCAGAAGUGCCUCUGAGUGAAUUCCCCAGUGCUACUUGGUAAGGUCUUGUAGUUAUUUCAGUUAUCUGGUCAAUCUGGAAACAUUUUCUUUGGAUGCCACAUAAGAUUUCAUUUGGCUAAUCAAUUAUGUUAACAGCUCUCUUAAUGCUAAAGAAUUGGUUUUAUAGGUGAGACAGAUCUCUUCCUGGAAAGAGAGGAAAGGAGAUUUUUUUUUUUUUUUAAGUGCGGGGGGAGUGGCUUUUAAGCACAUCUAAGGAAGGGAUGGAAUAGGAGUGGAAACUUCUUUCUAGCUAUUGCCUACAAGUAGAUUGUAUUUCCAGUCACAUCAUGUGAAGUAUGGGUCCACUUUCACAAUAUAAACUUACUCAUUUUGCGAAGAUGAGCCAGUACUUUUUAAAAAAAAAAAAGAAAAAUAAAAAAAAAUUAAAGAAAUCCUGAAAUGUGACAACGAAAGUCUGUUCCUACAAAAGCCCUUUUAAGUGCUAUAGACUAUGUGACCCCAUCCUUCAUGACAGCAUUGUGGCACUGCUUGUUUUGUCUUGUGCUAUUGAAGCCUAUUUUUACCAGAAGGGCAUCAUUUCAGAUACGUAUCUCAUAGUGGGCAGUCUAACACAUCUGAUACACUGGUACGAAAUCACUAAGGAAAUACAAAAAGCGGUGUGUUUAAAUUUUUCUGAACGAAUGAUUUGUGAAUCUGUUGCUGGCAAUGGAUGUCACAAAACAUGCAGACUGAUAACAGAUCCAUGGUAACACAGUUGUAUAUGUUGAGAUUAUUCUUUUUUUUCCUCCAGUUGAUCUGGGAGAGUACGUGUAGAGACAGACAAGCAUCACUGAUGAGGAGAGCAAAAAGCAAUAUACAAGUCUGCUGACCUAAACAAAAAAACUCAAGAACUCUGUUGUAGACUUGUAAGUUUUGUGCCUCGUGGGAUUCAUUCCGUUUGUGAUGGAUUUACCUUUUUAAAAAUUAUCUGGUCUUUCAUAUGGCUUUUGAAGUUUGUACAGUUCUGACUCGUAUCACUCCAUAAUAUGCCUGUCUGUCUGUUCUCUGUUGCUGAUUGUCACUGGAAUCACACUGUAUGUAAAUAUUUGCUAAGUCUUUGUAAAAUGUAAUUUAUUUUAAUAUUUUGCAAUAAAAAUUUUACAAUUUA